Oppiella nova is the source of this 306-nucleotide messenger RNA. NCBI's taxonomy places the organism in Eukaryota, Metazoa, Arthropoda, Arachnida, Sarcoptiformes, Oppiidae. The record is from the annotation of a GenBank genome assembly.
AUGGGCGACGCGGUGGUGAACGUGGAGAAAGAGGUGGACAAAGUGGUGAACAAGUUUCACGAGUUGCAGAGACACAACGACCAGACCCUCGAUGACCUCAUCCAACAGAUCAAUAGCUAUCAGCGCGACCUCAUGCUCUUGAGCGGUAUGUAUGGCGGUGUCGAUGACCUGCCAAUCGGUGAACCCAUUGCACCGCGAAUCCAAUCGCCGGCCAACGAGUUGACACAAAUACAACGCGAUCUGCUGUACGACAACGUGAUUAAGAAGACCCGGAACACGAUCUCGCAGUUCUCGUCGGAGCACCGG